Messenger RNA from Carassius carassius (crucian carp), 4148 nucleotides. It is a transcript of the gene kcnc3b, whose product is annotated as potassium voltage-gated channel, Shaw-related subfamily, member 3b. Gene Ontology annotation, cellular component: axon; voltage-gated potassium channel complex; dendrite membrane. The transcript is spliced from 5 exons. NCBI's taxonomy places the organism in Eukaryota, Metazoa, Chordata, Actinopteri, Cypriniformes, Cyprinidae. The record is from RefSeq and is a predicted model, not a curated record. Gene Ontology annotation, biological process: protein homooligomerization; potassium ion transmembrane transport. Bases 501 to 2444 code for a protein of 647 amino acids. Gene Ontology annotation, molecular function: protein binding; delayed rectifier potassium channel activity.
CCGAACUCGCGUGACAUCUGAAAGAAAAAAUGAAAUAAAUAAAUGAGCGAGGUGCAAUUCCGCCAGGAGCCGUGAGUGUGUGUGCGCGCGUGAAUGUGUGUGUGGCGUCUCGUCUGUCUGAAUCGUUAGACAUCAGGAGGGCGAUUCAAACCGGGAGAAAUAUCACACCACCACCACCAUCCUCCUCAUCCUCUUCAUCCUUAUGUCCGCGCUUAAAACCAGCCGAAUUAAAUCAGGGUGGUGAAAUUUUGUGCGAGCUGCCUAUGAAGGGGAUGAAGGUGUGACACACACUACAGAGUGUGUGUUGUGCUUUGCAUUAGUGUUAAUGCUCUUAUUUACUACUCUCUUAAUUACGAGCGAUGGAAAAUGGAGCAUACAUGUCGUGAUCUGAGAGAAGCAUCGUGUUAUUCUUAUGGAUUAAUAUAUGAUCUGAACUCAACCCAAGUCAAACCGCUCCUCUCUCCUCCCCUCUCCGUUUUUUCUCCCCCCCUCCCUCCCCAAUGCUCAAUUCGGUGUGUGUCUCCUCAUACAAAGGGCGCAAGGGUGUGAACAAGUCGUCCAACAAAGCAUGUUACAGCGCCGACAUGACUUGCCCGUCGGAAAGCGAGAAAAUCGUCAUCAACUGCGGCGGCGUGAGGCACGAGACGUACCGGAGCACCCUGAAGACGCUGCCCGGGACGCGUCUGUCGUGGCUCACUGAGCCGGACGCCUUCAAGAACUUCGACUAUGACCCAAAGUCCGACGAGUUCUUCUUCGACCGGCACCCGUCUGUCUUCUCGUUCAUCCUCAACUACUACCGGACGGGCAAGUUGCACUGCCCCAACGACGUGUGCGGUCCGCUGUUCGAGGAGGAGCUCGCCUUCUGGGGCAUCGACGAGACCGACGUGGAGGCGUGCUGCUGGAUGAACUACCGGCAGCACCGGGACGCGGAGGAGGCGCUGGACAGCUUCGAGACGCCCGAGCCGGAGGUGCCGGAGGACGACCCGGCGCUCGCGGGGGACGGAGACCUGAAGAGGCUCUGCCUGCAGGAGGACGCCAGGAAAUUGGGCUGGUGGCGCGUGUGGCGACCGCGGAUCUGGGCGCUCUUCGAGGAUCCCUAUUCGUCCAAAUACGCGCGGUAUGUGGCGUGCGGAUCUCUUCUGUUCAUUCUCAUCUCCAUUUCCACCUUCUGCAUGGAGACGCACGAAGCGUUCAACACCAUCUACACCAAAACAGAGACAGUUAUGGAGGGGAACGUGACGAGAGAGGAGAUCGUGUACGAGGUGGUGACGGACAGAUGGCUGACGUACGUGGAGGGAGUGUGUGUCGUCUGGUUCACCAUCGAGGUGUUCACGCGCAUCAUCUUCUGCCCCGACAAGGCCGAGUUCUUCAAGAGCGCACUGAACAUCAUCGACUUCGUGGCCGUCCUGCCUUUCUACCUAGAGGUCAGUCUGAGCGGACUGUCCUCCAAAGCAGCGAAAGACGUGCUGGGCUUCCUGCGAGUGGUGCGCUUCGUCCGAAUCCUGCGUAUCUUCAAGCUAACGCGCCAUUUCGUGGGCUUGCGUGUUCUCGGGCACACGCUUCGUGCAAGUACCAAUGAGUUCCUCCUGCUCAUCAUCUUCCUCGCUCUCGGCGUCCUCAUCUUCGCCACCAUGAUCUACUACGCCGAGAGGAUAGGAGCCAGUCCAGACGACCCUACGGCCAGCAAGCACACCAACUUCAAGAACAUCCCCAUUGGUUUCUGGUGGGCCGUGGUGACCAUGACCACUUUAGGCUAUGGAGAUAUGUAUCCGGAGACGUGGUCGGGGAUGCUGGUGGGGGCGCUGUGUGCCCUCGCAGGAGUGCUGACUAUUGCCAUGCCCGUCCCCGUCAUUGUGAACAACUUCGGCAUGUAUUACUCUCUGGCCAUGGCCAAGCAGAAGCUGCCCAAAAAGAAGAACAAACACAUCCCAAGAGCCCCGCAACCCGGCUCGCCCAAUUACUGCAAGCCGGAUGCCCUCGCCAUGGCGACGGCCUCGCCCCAGAGGAUUCUGGGUAACGUUCUGGGCGGCAUGCUGGGCUCGAGCGGGAUGACAGGUGACUGUCCUCUAGCUCAGGAGGAGAUCAUAGAGAUUAACAGAGACUCGAAGCAGAAUGGUGAUGCAGCCAGCGCCGCUCUAGCAAACGAGGACUGUCCAACAAUCGAUCAGGUUCUUAGUCCAGAUGAGCGCAGCCCGGUGGGCCGGACACAAGAACGCUACCAGCAGGACAGAGCCUGCUUCCUCCUCAACACGCGAGAGUUUCGACCUACUGAUGGGAAUGUGCGGAAAGCCACGGGUUACGAGAAAUCUCGCAGCCUGAACAACAUAUCAGGAAUGGCGGGGUCUUCCCUGCGUUUGACCCCCAUCACCAGCACACCCUUUGACCCUUACGAGGCCCCGGGACCCCUCCGUCGCUGCCGCUCACCCAUUCCCUCCAUAUUGUAGCAGAAAAAGCAGAAAGAGUGACAGAACGACUCAGGAAAGGAGGAGAGAAAGGCAGGACAGCUUCACACUCACAUUCAUAGCAAUAACAAUGACUGACCACGCCAGUAGAUACACUAAACAGAGCUGUUUGUGAGUGACCACGAGUCAUGUUAGUUAUGAACUGAACUUGGCAGGUUAACCAGGUCAACAACUGUACGUGUGUUUAUGAACGGAAGGAAAUGCUUUGUUUUUUCCCCAUGCAUUCUGGGUCAGACGUGUGAUUUUGAUGCUCAAGGCAGAUAAAUUAAUGCAUUUUCAUUUCAAAUACUGUUCCAUUUCCCUCAAACUCUGAAUUAAGAUGAAUAUUACUGUGAAUACAUGCAAAACUCUAGAUUUUUUUUAAUGCAAGAAUAAUGUACAUAUGCAAUCAUUACUCUGCAAAUAGGGGUUAAAAUGUAAUGUAUCACACAUAUGUGUAUGCUUUGUUGGUGCUUGUCUUUGAACUAAAAUAAUUUAGUUUAUUCAGAAAACUAUUUAAUCAAAAUUGAAUGGGUGAAUCUGGCAAAUUGAUUAUUUGAACUGUGAUAAUACAGUCUCUCCAUGACCUUUUUUAUUUUAUUUUGCACAUCAUCAUCGUUUGUUUGUUUAAUCAUAUGCAUACAGUGUUUUGCCCAUUAUAACAUGUAGCCAAAUUUCGCCCACAUCUGAGGAAAGACUUGCAAUCCAAAAACUGUACAUGAGGAGCAAAAAAAGAACAUUUAAUGGAAAUUAUUUAUUUUUUGCUGAUGUACACUGUUUGUGAUGUGUUCGUGUUAGAUUUUAAGAUGAUGCUCCAAAAAAAAAGCGUAUUGACCCAUAUAUAUGCAAAAUGUGCAAUAUUCAAUCCUAAUUCAUAAUGCUGUAAACGUAUGCACAUGUGGUUUUAUAAAUGUAUGUGCAAGAGAAUUAAUCGUGAUGAAAAGGUUAAAAGAAUGAAAGAUGACGAAGAGGAUGUGAUGAUUUUAAGAGCAUUUCUUGUUUGUCUUAUCAAUGUUAGUGUCCCGCUGUUGUUUUUUUAUUAUAUUUUGAAUGUUUUUCAAAGACCAAUUGUUUUUGUUUUCAAAAACAUUACAUGACAGUUUCAUUUGUAUAUGAUAUAUACGUAUGUGUUACUGUGUUUCUUUUUGGAUAAAUUGACAAAAAAAUAUAUGUAUAUGUAUUCAGGUCGAUGUGACCUAGUGCUUCCAGAAUCAUUAACAAAAGAGGUGAUACUCAGUAAAUAAGCCAUUUCUGAGAAUGAUUCUUUCAUGAAAUAGCAAAAACUGAGAAAAUAACAUGUUGCAGUAAUUGCAAAGUUGUAGUAUAUAGGGAACUGUAUGUCAUCUAGUUCUUAAUCAUUAAAUGUGACUUAGUUUCCCAAUGGAGAAAAUCCCACUGCUGAGACAGUAAAUAUAUCAGUAAGGAGCCAUAUUGUUUUAAACAUGGCUCCUCGAUCAUGCAAACCUGGAUCCUACAAUGUACCCGGCAUUGUGCAAGAUUCAAUCCUCCAAAGUGAUUUCGUUCAGGAUUGGUAGCGUUUCUAUGAUAACCAGAGUUAGUUAGUUGGUUAUAACCAAGUUAGAAUGACCCAGUUAAGAAAAAGGUAUUUUCUGACGAAGUCAAAGGACAUGAAAAAAGUAUAAAAAGUUACUUAAAUAUAUACUACCAUUCAAAAGGUUUUUUUUUUUUUUUUAUAAAAAUUUUUUU